UCCAACGGCCGUAACGGUCCGCGGCGGCCGCCGCCCCGCCCCGGGGGGGGCCGGGACCUCGGGGGGGCCCGCCGGGACCUCGGGCGGCCCUCAGCCGCUCCCCGGGGCCCUCCGGUCCCUCGCGGGGCCCUCAGGUACCUCAGGGGUCCCUCAGCCGCCCCCCGGGCCCUCAGGUUCCCGCCCUGACCCUGCGGUCCCUCAGGGGGCCCUCAGGUACCUCAGGGGUCCCCCCGGCGCUUCAGGGGGCCCGCAGGCGCCCCCCGGCCCCUCAGGUUCCCGCCCUCACCCUCCGGCCCCUCAGGGGUCCCCCCCGGUCCCUCGGAAACCCCCCGGGUCCCUCAUGGGACCCUUAACUGCCCCUCAGGUACCUCCUGGGACCCUCAGCCGCCCCUCAGGUACCUCCACAGCGUCCCUCAGGGGUCUCUCAGCCGCCACUCGGGUCCCUCAGGUGCCUCUCGGGACCCUCAGGGGACCCCCAUCGCCCCCCCGGUACCUCACGGGUCCCUCGGGUCCUCCCCGGGUCCCUCAGUGCCUCAUGGGGUCCCUCAGCUGCCCCUCAGGUCCUUCAGGGGACCCCAGCCGCCCCCCCAGGUCCCUUGUGGGACCCUCAGCCAGCCCUCAGGUGCCUCCACAGGGACCCUCGGGUCCCUCAGCCACCCCUUGGGGCCCUCAGGGGUCCCCCUGGUCCCUCAGGGGACCCCAACUGCCCUUCAGGUACCUCACGGGGACCCUCAGGGGUCCCUCACGGGCCCCCCAGCCACCCCAUGGGCGCCCCAGGGGACCCAAACUGCCCCCCCAGCUCCCUCAUGGGGACCCUCAGCCACCCCUCGGGUCCUUCAACUGCCCCUGAGGUUGUCCCCCGGCUCCCUCAGGGGACCCCAACUGCCCCCAGGUCCUUCAGGGGACCCUCAGCCACCCCUCGGGUCUCCCGUGGGACCCCCAGACAUGCCCCCGGUGGCCCAAACACCCCUUGGGUGGCUUCUGAGGCCCCCCUGGAGGGUCUCCCUCCCCCCAGCUCCAAGGUGGCCACCCUGGCUGCCCCACGUCCUCCAACUGCCAGCCAGCCCGACCCACAGCUUGGGUACAAGAAGCUGCGCUCCCACCUCAACUACAUCCUGGUCAACCUGGCCGUCGCCAACCUGCUGGUCAUCUGCGUGGGCUCCACCACCGCCUUCUACAGCUUCUCCCAGAUGUACUUCGCCCUGGGACCCACCGCCUGCAAGAUCGAGGGCUUCGCCGCCACCCUGGGAGGCAUGGUCAGCCUCUGGUCGCUGGCGGUGGUGGCCUUCGAGCGGUUCCUGGUGAUCUGCAAGCCCUUGGGCAACUUCACCUUCCGGGGCAGCCACGCCGUGCUGGGCUGCGCCGUCACCUGGAUCUUCGGCCUCGUGGCCUCCGUGCCCCCCCUCUUCGGCUGGAGCAGGUACAUCCCCGAGGGGCUGCAGUGCUCCUGCGGGCCGGACUGGUACACCUCCAACAACAAGUGGAACAACGAGUCCUACGUCAUCUUCCUCUUCUGCUUCUGCUUCGGCGUCCCCCUGGCCAUCAUCGUCUUCUCCUACGGCCGCCUGCUCCUCACCCUGCGCGCGGUGGCCAAGCAGCAGGAGCAGUCGGCCACCACGCAGAAGGCGGAGCGGGAGGUGACCAAGAUGGUGGUGGUGAUGGUGCUGGGCUUCCUGGUGUGCUGGGCGCCCUACUCCGCCUUCGCGCUGUGGGUGGUGACGCACCGCGGGCACCCCUUCGACGUGGGGCUGGCCUCCGUGCCCUCCGUCUUCUCCAAGGCCUCCACCGUCUACAACCCCGUCAUCUACGUCUUCAUGAACAAGCAGUUCCGCUCGUGCCUGCUGAAGCUGCUGUUCUGCGGGCGCAGCCCCUUCGGGGAGGACGAGGACGCGUCGGGCUCCUCCCAGGCCACCCAGGUCUCCUCCGUCUCCUCCAGCCAGGUCUCGCCCGCCUAGCGCCGACCCCCCCCCGCCACCGCCCCCGGCCCCGCCGCCCGCCUGUACAUACACCCCCCCCCCUCCC
Chroicocephalus ridibundus (black-headed gull) is the source of this 2022-nucleotide messenger RNA. Its product is annotated as blue-sensitive opsin. NCBI's taxonomy places the organism in Eukaryota, Metazoa, Chordata, Aves, Charadriiformes, Laridae. The transcript is spliced from 6 exons. Gene Ontology annotation, molecular function: G protein-coupled photoreceptor activity. The coding region runs from base 765 to 1955 and encodes 396 amino acids. Gene Ontology annotation, cellular component: photoreceptor outer segment; plasma membrane. The record is from RefSeq and is a predicted model, not a curated record. Gene Ontology annotation, biological process: phototransduction; cellular response to light stimulus; visual perception.